UCCCUGCUUUUUGCCUUGGUGGUGGUAAGAUUACAAUUGUCUUUUCUCCGGUGCUUAACUGCCAAAAUUAGCGGCUGUUUGGUUAUGUGCGAAUCGGGUGUAGAGAAGACGUUUGGUAAAGAAACUUGAAUGAACUGAAUCCUUCAUUGUUUUGUGGAGGAUUUAUAUAAUGUUGUGCUCGGAGAAUGUAAAUGAUAUAGAAGAUAUCAUAAAAAAGGGUGAUGUGACUACAAAUAAUGGACAAUUAGUAAGAAACGAUGUUUUGCCCAAAUUUAGAAAAGGCAAACGUAAAAAUCAGGAGAGUUUUGAUGUUAGAGAACCUGUUUCAGAUAGUAUUAUACCUGGAACACAGAAGAUUUACAUCAAAACUUGGGGAUGUUCUCAUAACAAUAGUGAUAGCGAAUAUAUGGCUGGUCAAUUGGCUGCAUUUGGAUAUAAAAUUAUCGAUGAACCAGCUCUGGCAGAUCUUUGGCUUUUGAAUAGUUGUACUGUAAAAAAUCCCUCUGAAGAUAACUUUAGAAACAAUAAAAAAGCAAAAGAAUGGGGUAAACAUGUAAUUUUGGCAGGUUGUGUUUCUCAAGGACAGCCAAAUCAUGCAAGCCUACGUGGUCUAAGUAUAAUAGGGGUGCAACAAAUUGACAGAAUAGUUGAAGCAGUAGAAGAGACAUUGAAAGGUCAUACAGUUAGGAUAAUUAAACAAAAGAAAGAGAAUGGAAGAAAAAUUGGGGGAGCAAAGUUAGAUUUGCCGAAAAUUCGAAAAAAUCCACUCAUUGAGAUUAUUGCUAUCAGUACAGGUUGCCUAAAUCAAUGUACAUAUUGCAAAACAAAACAUGCAAGAGGGAUAGGAAGUUAUUCUCCUGAUGAGAUUCUUGCUCGAGCUAAACAAGCUUUCCAAGAGGGUGUUGUUGAAAUUUGGCUAACCAGUGAAGACACAGGAGCUUACGGACGAGAUAUUGGAUCAUCGUUACCUGAGUUACUAUGGCAACUGAUUGACGUCAUUCCUGAAGGUGGAAUGAUGAGACUUGGAAUGACGAAUCCACCGUAUAUUUUAGAGCACUUGGAGGAAAUCGCAAAGAUAAUGAACAGUUCUAAGAUGUAUUCUUUCUUACAUUGUCCAGUACAAAGUGCAUCUGACAGUGUUUUAGCGGACAUGAAACGUGAAUACUGUAUUGAUGAUUUUAAACAUGUUGUUCAAUAUCUCAGACAAAGAGUUUCCAAUAUCACCAUUGCAACUGAUGUUAUUUGUGGUUUUCCUACGGAGACUGAGCAGGAUUUUGAUGAAACGAUGAAAGUAGUUGAACAGUUUAAAUUUCCUAGUCUGUUCAUCAACCAGUUUUAUCCUCGUCCGGGAACUCCUGCAGCGCGGAUGAAGAGACUGGAUACGGCCAUUGUGAAAGGACGUACGCGGAGAAUUACAAAACUAUUCAAUUCUUAUCUACCUUAUGAUCAUAAGUUAGGAGAAAAUCAAAGAGUUUUGAUCACAGAAGAAUCUCACGAUGGAAUCCAUUACGUUGCUCACAAUAAAAGUUAUGAUCAGGUGCUGGUUCGUAAAGAUGAAGGUGAUUUAAUGGGGAAAAUGGUGGAAGUUAAAAUAAUAGAAACUGGAAAGCAUUUUUUGAAAGGAAGGCUCCUUAAAGAUAAUCCUAUUUUUACGCCAAGUAUUGCACCACCGCUAUCAAAAGGAGUUGUUAGUGGCAUUUCAAAGACAUCGAAAUCCUUUUCUACAACUUCUCUCAAAUCAAACGUUGAGUUUUGGAUAAAAGGUGCUCUUUUAGUUUUAUUCGUUGCUGUCGUAUUGGAUGUGAUGAGAAUUAGCAGGCACUGGCUUCAAACUUGACGUUUUGGAUGAAGUUCAUAUUAAAACAUAUAUAUUGUCAUCAAAUGAUGAAGAAAUACGGUAGAGUAGCAAGAUUUAAAACGCACAAUAAAUCGACAGGAACAGUUAUACGCAUGCGUAUGUGAUGUAUUUAAAACAUGCUGUCCCACAUUUAUGAUUUUAUGAUUAUUGUGUGUGCUUAUAUAGUAAUAUCAAGUUAUUAAUAUUGCUUGUGACGAAGAAAUCACCAUUCGCCUUGGCUGGCGGAUACCGCUCACCUUUGUGAGAGAAUGUGGUAUUUCUGAAGCACA
This is a messenger RNA of Xenia sp. Carnegie-2017, 2127 nucleotides long. RefSeq names its product threonylcarbamoyladenosine tRNA methylthiotransferase-like. The record is from RefSeq and is a predicted model, not a curated record. Gene Ontology annotation, cellular component: endoplasmic reticulum. Gene Ontology annotation, biological process: tRNA methylthiolation. NCBI's taxonomy places the organism in Eukaryota, Metazoa, Cnidaria, Anthozoa, Malacalcyonacea, Xeniidae. Gene Ontology annotation, molecular function: tRNA (N(6)-L-threonylcarbamoyladenosine(37)-C(2))-methylthiotransferase activity; 4 iron, 4 sulfur cluster binding.